UUGUGUCUCUGUGCUAGCAAAAUGACUGGCCAAGUCGGGGUAGAGAGCUCGGACCUGUCGGUGCACCGUCUCUCGGUGAAAACGUCCAUGGAGGACGAGUGCGAGCGAGUUGACAGCACCCUGAGUCGCACGCACUCUGUGUACGACGACACGUGCUCAGAGCUGCAGAGGGUGGCGACCAUCGAGGCCCGGGGCGGUAACUCGCAGAACUCCUUCCGUGGGAGGGGAGCACUAUCGCGCCUGGUGAGCAUGGUGAUCACGCUGCGCGAGUGGGCCCAUAAGAGCCUGCUGGAGCAGGAGGAGCGACCCGACUCCUUCCUGGAGAGGUUCCGUGGGCCCGAGCUGCACGCUGCGCCCAGCCGCAUCAGCAACAGCCGCGCUGAUGCUACUGGUGCCGAAACGGUCCGACACAAGAAAAAGAGAGACGUGUUUGUCGUGGCACCUGCAGACGACAUCUACUACCGCUGGCUGUUCCUUAUUGCCACUGCUGUGUUUUAUAACUGGUGUCUCCUCGUGGCCAGGGCCUGUUUCGACGAGCUUCAGACUCACAACUUCAUCCUUUGGCUGGUGUUGGACUACCUUUCCGACGCAGUGUACAUCCUGGAUUCCUGCGUCCGACUGCGCACCGGGUUCCUGGAGCAGGGCUUGCUGGUGAAGGACCUGUCGAAGCUGCGUGACCACUAUAUCCGCACAAUGCAGUUCAAACUGGACGUGAUUUCCAUCCUUCCUACAGACUUAGCUUACAUCUCCAUGGGGGUCCACAUGCCUCAACUGCGAUUCAAUCGGCUGCUUCGUUUCUCCCGUUUGUUUGAAUUCUUUGACCGCACCGAGACACGGACCAGCUACCCAAACAUCUUCCGCAUUGGCAACCUGGUGCUCUACAUCCUUGUGAUCAUCCAUUGGAAUGCCUGCAUCUACUUUGCCAUAUCUAAGUCGCUGGGCUUUGGCUCCGAUUCCUGGGUGUACCCCAACAUCUCGGACCCAGAGUUCAGUUCUUUGACACGUGGGUACAUUUACUCCCUGUACUGGUCCACUCUUACCCUCACCACCAUUGGGGAGAUGCCUGCACCUGUUAAGGACGAGGAGUAUCUCUUUGUGGUCUUUGACUUCCUAGUUGGUGUUCUGAUCUUUGCUACCAUUGUGGGAAAUGUGGGCGCCAUGAUCUCUAAUAUGAAUGCCAAUAGGGCCGAGUUCCAGGCCCGCAUCGAUGCCAUCAAGCAAUACAUGCAGUUUCGUAAGGUCAGCAAGGAGCUAGAAGCACGUGUCAUCAAAUGGUUUGACUACCUGUGGACCAACAAGAAGACGAUGGACGAACAGGAGGUGCUGAAGAACCUGCCCAACAAGCUGCGGGCAGAGAUUGCCAUCAAUGUACACCUAGACACGCUGAAGAAGGUCCGCAUCUUCCAGGACUGUGAGGCAGGUCUGCUGGUAGAACUGGUCCUCAAACUCAGACCACAAGUGUUUAGCCCGGGGGACUACAUCUGCCGCAAGGGCGACAUCGGUAAGGAGAUGUACAUCAUAAAGGAAGGUCGGCUGGCGGUGGUGGCGGACGAUGGAGUCACACAGUACGCUAUUCUGACAGCGGGUAGCUGCUUCGGGGAGAUCAGUAUCCUCAACAUUCAGGGCAGCAAGAUGGGCAACCGAAGAACCGCCAACAUCCGCAGUAUUGGCUACUCUGACCUCUUCUGCUUGUCCAAGGAUGACCUCAUGGAGGCAGUGAUGGAGUACCCUGAUGCCAAGAAGGCUUUAGAGGAGCGUGGGCGUGAGAUCCUGCUAAAGGAGGGGCUGUUAGAUGAGAACGUGGCAGCGGGGCUGGGUGGAGAGGAGAUGGAGGAAAAGGUGGAGCGGCUGGAGGCCUCGCUGGACACUCUCCAGACACGUUUUGCCCGGAUGCUCGGUGAAUACACGGCCACGCAGCAGAGGCUGAAGCAACGGCUCACUACACUGGAGCGUUGUUUGCGCUGCACCGGGAGCGGCUUCCUGUCUGAUGCCGACGGUAACGAGAGCGCCUGCGAUGCAGACGGCACACGCAGCGAGAACUACACCCUGCUCUGAGCUCAGCCUCUUUUCCCCACCCAACAGGACGCUGGCAAUAUUUACGAUUUUCACGUGUGAUCACAGACACGUGUGCACACACA
Molecule: messenger RNA, 2138 nt
Organism: Scleropages formosus (Asian bonytongue)
Lineage: Eukaryota; Metazoa; Chordata; Actinopteri; Osteoglossiformes; Osteoglossidae
Gene: cnga2a
Product: cyclic nucleotide gated channel subunit alpha 2a
Exons: 6
Coding region: 22-2055 (677 amino acids)
Biological process (GO): monoatomic cation transmembrane transport
Cellular component (GO): plasma membrane; intracellular cyclic nucleotide activated cation channel complex
Molecular function (GO): intracellularly cAMP-activated cation channel activity; intracellularly cGMP-activated cation channel activity; protein-containing complex binding
Source: RefSeq, a predicted model, not a curated record